CGAUUACCUUUUUUUUAGCACCUCCAGGACAUUUAUAAACGGCUGGUGUUUGUACAAAGGAUCAGUAUUCGAAAUGGCACUUUUGAGAGUUUGGUUACUGUGUCUGCUGGUAGGCGUGGCGGUCGGUCGACAGGUUCCCUCGGAAGCGGUGGAGAUAUGGAACGAAGCCAUGGGACCGUAUCGCGAGCAAUGCGCCAGUGAGACCAACGUCGAUCUGGACACCGUGGCGACGAUGUUUUCCGAGGCGAGUCCCAUCGAUGACGGCGACCACCACUGCUACGUCCACUGCGUGUUCCAGCAGGUGAAUUUCAUUUCGGCGGAAGGAGAAUUCGACAGUGAGACCAUCCAGAACACCGCUUCGUUUUUGAAUGAAGAUCAAGUGGGAGGUUGCGUGAGCUCCGGCGAGGAGGCGGAAGAGCUAUGCGAGAAAUCGUAUCGGCUCUUUGAAUGCAUCAUCGACGCCGUUGCCGAGGAUUAGUCCAGAUCUGAAGCUUGUCAGUAGUCAAUCCCUUAGACGUGCAAUUAAAAUAAAACCAAAAUCGCCAGUUUUUGAAAAAUUUGGCUUCGUAGAGACCUACAUAUUCUCAUAUUUGGAAGCGCAAAAGAUGGCAUUACGUUAGAGUUUGAGCAAUUGCCGAAAUCCAUUCUACAAGCGAAAAAUGUCACUACGAGGCUUCCAAUCUUUCGAAUUAUCUUAUUUGAAUUUAUAAAUUUGAGCAUA
Messenger RNA from Photinus pyralis (common eastern firefly), 721 nucleotides. RefSeq lists its product as uncharacterized. Gene Ontology annotation, biological process: sensory perception of smell. The record is from RefSeq and is a predicted model, not a curated record. The coding region runs from base 74 to 478 and encodes 134 amino acids. The transcript has 2 exons. Lineage: Eukaryota; Metazoa; Arthropoda; Insecta; Coleoptera; Lampyridae. Gene Ontology annotation, molecular function: odorant binding.